Molecule: messenger RNA, 623 nt
Organism: Nycticebus coucang (slow loris)
Lineage: Eukaryota; Metazoa; Chordata; Mammalia; Primates; Lorisidae
Gene: NDUFC2
Product: NADH:ubiquinone oxidoreductase subunit C2
Exons: 3
Coding region: 132-494 (120 amino acids)
Biological process (GO): mitochondrial electron transport, NADH to ubiquinone
Cellular component (GO): mitochondrial inner membrane
Source: RefSeq, a predicted model, not a curated record
CGGCCCUGUGGCCUGUCCUUCAGCCCGCGCUCGGAGGAGAAAGCUCGCGGCGCAGGCCCAGGCGGUGCUUGUGGUCGUUUUCUUUGUAGUUGGCGGUCUGAGGCCCGGCCUCAACUGGAAACGGCGUCACUAUGAUGAGCGGACGGCCGGGCCGAGUGCCCUUACAGUUCCUGCCAGAUGAGGCCCGGAACCUGCCCCCACCCAAAUUGACCGACCCGCGGCUCCUUUACAUCGGCUUCAUGGGCUACUGCUCCGGCCUGUUGGAUAACGCGCUCCGGCGGAGACCGGUGCUGUCGGCAGGUUUGCAUCGCCAGCUGUUACAUGUUACAUCCUUUGUUUUUAUUGGAUAUUAUCUUUUAAAACGUCAAGAGUAUAUGUAUGCUGUGAGGGACCAUGAUAUGUUAGCAUACAUAAAAUCACAUCCGGAGGAUUUUCCUGAAAAAGAUAGAAAAACUUAUGGUGAAAUUUUUGAAGAAUUCUAUCCAGUACGUUGAAGUCUUCAAAAUGCUUGCUCCAGUUUCACUGAUAACAUUAUUUUUGAAUUUUUAUGGAACAUAUUUCCAUGACAGCCGAAGUUUAUGUUGAUCUGUGUUAAUACCUUAUAAUUAAAAUAAUUAUCGUAA